Diversispora eburnea is the source of this 149-nucleotide messenger RNA. NCBI's taxonomy places the organism in Eukaryota, Fungi, Glomeromycota, Glomeromycetes, Diversisporales, Diversisporaceae. The record is from the annotation of a GenBank genome assembly.
AAGUUACUGAUAUGGCAGUAGAUAGUGAAGAUAAUGAAAAUAAUGAAUAUAGUGAAUAUAGUGAAAAUAGUGAAGAUAGUGUAGAUAGUAAAAGACAAGAAGAAAUAACGUCAAGUUUCAAAAUGAGAAAAAAUUCACAAGAUCUUUAA